CUGGCCUGCCAGGAGCACAGAUACAGAGCUAGAACCCAGUGAGGCCUGUGCUGUGAGGGGCGGUGCUGUGCCAGGGGAGGCCCCGUACCCGGGAAGCCCAGAAGAGAGUGAGCACUCACGGAGCCCUCCUGGCAGGGCCGCGUCUCUGGAGCAGCAGACCCCUGUGUCCCCCUGGGAGGUCAACUGUGGCCUCACAGCUGGGCCUGUUCCAGCACAGCCCUUGUUGGAGGGCACACCCCUGUGUCCUCAGCACCCUAGCGUUGAGCGCAUUGACCUGCAGAGGGGAGCCUGUGCUGGUCCCGGGCAUCUAUGUGGCUCCGGGGUGCCUAUCUGCACCCCUGGCCCUGCUCUGGGCUUCAGCGGAGCUGUGCCACCGUGGGAGUGUCCAGGGUCCUGACGUAGCCCUGUGACGUGGCCAGCUCCCUGGCCUGCUGCCUGCACAGUGGGCCCUUGUCUCUGCUCUGGGUCAGGCGAGGCAGCCACCCAUGAUGAGCUCUGCAGCCUUCCCGAGGUGGCCGAGCAUGGGGGCCCCUCGUACCCCUUCACGGACAGUGCUCUUCGAGCGGGAGAGGACGGGCCUGACCUACCGCGUGCCCUCGCUGCUCCCUGUGCCCCCCGGGCCCACCCUGCUGGCCUUUGUGGAGCAGCGGCUCAGCCCUGACGACUCCCACGCCCACCGCCUGGUGCUGAGGAGGGGCACGCUGGCCGGGGGCUCCGUGCGGGUCCCUGGACGUCCUGGUAGCGGAACUUCCUCCUCUGGGCAGUGGGGCGCGCUGCACGUGCUGGGGACGGCGGCCCUGGCGGAGCACCGGUCCAUGAACCCCUGCCCUGUGCACGAUGCUGGCACGGGCACCGUCUUCCUCUUCUUCAUCGCGGUACUGGGCCACACGCCUGAGGCCGUGCAGAUCGCCACGGGAAGGAACGCCGCGCGCCUCUGCUGUGUGGCCAGCCGUGACGCCGGCCUCUCGUGGGGCAGCGCCCGGGACCUCACCGAGGAGGCCAUCGGUGGUGCCGUGCAGGACUGGGCCACGUUCGCCGUGGGUCCCGGCCAUGGCGUGCAGCUGCCCUCAGGCCGCCUGCUGGUGCCCGCCUACACCUACCGUGUGGACCGCCGAGAGUGUUUUGGCAAGAUCUGCCGGACCAGCCCCCACUCCUUCGCCUUCUACAGCGAUGACCACGGCCGCACCUGGCGCUGUGGAGGCCUCGUGCCCAACCUGCGCUCAGGCGAGUGCCAGCUGGCGGCGGUGGACGGUGGGCAGGCCGGCAGCUUCCUCUACUGCAACGCCCGGAGCUCCCUGGGCAGCCGCGUGCAGGCGCUCAGCACUGACGAGGGCACCUCCUUCCUGCCCGCAGAGCGCGUGGCUUCCCUGCCCGAGACUGCCUGGGGCUGCCAGGGCAGCAUCGUGGGCUUCCCAGCCCCCGCCCCCAGCAGGCCACAGGAUGACGGUUGGUCAGUGGGCCCCGGGAGUCCCCUCCACCCUCCACUCCUCGGUCCUGGAGUCCGUGAACCCCCAGAGGAGGCUGCUGGAGGCCAGGUGCCUGGUGGGCCCGUCAGCCGUCUGCAGCCUCGGGGGGAUGGCCCCACGCCUGGGGUCAGUGGGGACGUGGGGUCCUGGACCCUGGCACUCCCCAUGCCCUUUGCUGACCUACCCCAGAGCCCCACGUGGCUGCUGUACUCCCACCCAGUGGGGCGCAGGGCUCGGCUACACAUGGGUAUCCGCCUGAGCCAGUCCCCGCUGGACCCGCACAGCUGGACAGAGCCCUGGGUGAUCUACGAGGGCCCCAGCGGCUACUCUGACCUGGCGUCCAUUGGGCCAGCCCCUGGGGGGGGCCUGGUUUUCGCCUGCCUGUACGAGAGCGGGGCCAGGACCUCCUAUGAUGAGAUUUCCUUUUGUACAUUCUCCCUACGUGACGUCCUGGAGAACGUGCCCGCCAGCCCCGAGCUGCCCAACCUUGGGGACAAGCCCCGGGGGUGCUGCUGGCCCUCCUGACAGGCCUUCUGGCCGUGCCCAUGCCCCUUGGGUGCCCGGGGCAGAGGGCUGGAAUACGCUGGGGUGCCCCAGGAUGGAUGUGGGGGGCUCUUAGUGCGGGGUCCUGUGGAUUAGAAGCAAGUUGCUCCUCAGAGCUCUCAAGCAGCGGCUGGGAGUGAGCAGGGCAGGGUGGGGGCAGGAAGUGGGCCCGGGCGACCCCCACAGCUCCCUUCCGAGGCUGCAGGGCCAGGGGCAGGACUGGGAGUGAGCAGGGCAGGGUGGGGGCACGAAGUGGGCCCGGGCGACCCCCACAGCUCCCUUCCGAGGCUGCAGGGCCAGGCGCAGGACUGGGAGUGAGCAGGGCAGGGUGGGGGCACGAAGUGGGCCCGGGCGACCCCCACAGCUCCCUUCCGAGGCUGCAGGGCCAGGCGCAGGACCGCAGGUAGCCCAGGGCGUUGUGGGUGGCAGCACUUCUUACUGGCUGCUUUCUGGCUUGAAAUAAAGGAAUCGUGCUUGUGUCGGG
This is a messenger RNA of Symphalangus syndactylus (siamang), 2493 nucleotides long. RefSeq names its product neuraminidase 4 (gene NEU4). The record is from RefSeq and is a predicted model, not a curated record. Gene Ontology annotation, biological process: ganglioside catabolic process; oligosaccharide catabolic process. Gene Ontology annotation, molecular function: exo-alpha-sialidase activity. Lineage: Eukaryota; Metazoa; Chordata; Mammalia; Primates; Hylobatidae. Gene Ontology annotation, cellular component: intracellular membrane-bounded organelle; membrane; cytoplasm.